Messenger RNA from Quercus robur (English oak), 2842 nucleotides. Its product is annotated as heat shock protein 90-5, chloroplastic. Gene Ontology annotation, cellular component: plasma membrane; protein-containing complex; perinuclear region of cytoplasm. The coding region runs from base 148 to 2565 and encodes 805 amino acids. NCBI's taxonomy places the organism in Eukaryota, Viridiplantae, Streptophyta, Magnoliopsida, Fagales, Fagaceae. The transcript has 19 exons. Gene Ontology annotation, molecular function: ATP binding; ATP-dependent protein folding chaperone; ATP hydrolysis activity. The record is from RefSeq and is a predicted model, not a curated record. Gene Ontology annotation, biological process: cellular response to heat; protein stabilization; protein folding.
UUAAACCCCUAGCAAGCACAGCAUAUAAUAUAAGAGGAAGAAAGUCACACGCACUCUUUCAAGUCUCAAGUGUCAAGGCCAAAGGAAGGGUUUUGAGAAAGUUUGUGGUUUGUCUAGGAAUUAGAAUUUAGAAGAAAGGGGUUUUCAAUGGCUCCAGUGCUGAGUAGAAGCCUAGCUACUGCUUCUCUAGCUUCACUUCCCUCAGCCUCCUCAUUUUUACUGAGAAACAGCAACAGGGUUUUAAAUCUCACAACUGCCUUUGUGCCACAAAAUGGUCUCAGAAAGCGCUUUUCUUCUUCUUCUGGGUUGAAGUGGAAGUAUGAGAGAAGAAACCACCGGUUUGCGCUGCGGUGCGAGGCUGCCGCUGUGGCCGAGAAAGAGGCCGCCGACGACACUUCUGGUGAGAAAUUUGAGUAUCAAGCUGAGGUCAGUCGCCUCCUAGAUUUGAUAGUUCAUAGUCUAUAUAGCCACAAAGAGGUGUUCCUUCGAGAGCUUGUGAGUAAUGCAAGUGAUGCUUUAGACAAGUUAAGAUUCUUAAGCGUGACUGAACCCUCGCUGCUUGGAGAUGCUGGUGAUCUAGAGAUACGUAUCAAACCUGAUCAAGACAAUGGGACCAUCACUAUAACAGAUACUGGUAUUGGAAUGACCAAAGAAGAGCUCAUUGACUGUCUUGGAACUAUUGCUCAGAGUGGUACUUCAAAGUUCUUAAAGGCUCUGAAGGAAAAUAAGGACCUUGGAGCAGACAAUGGUCUGAUUGGUCAAUUUGGUGUGGGGUUCUAUUCUGCCUUUCUUGUUGCUGAGAAGGUUGUCGUAUCUACAAAGAGCCCUAGAUCAGAUAAGCAAUAUAUUUGGGAAUCUGUUGCUGACAGUAGCUCGUAUAUGAUUAAGGAAGAAACUGACCCUGAAAAGUUCCUACGUCGUGGAACACAGAUCACACUCUAUUUAAGGGGAGAUGACAAGUAUGAAUUCUCAGACCCAGCUAGGAUUCAGGGUUUGGUAAAGAAUUACUCUCAGUUUGUUUCCUUCCCAAUUUAUACAUGGCAAGAAAAAUCAAGGACUGUUGAGGUGGAAGAGGAGGAAAAAUCAGAAGAAGGAGAAGAAUUGAAGCCAGAGGGUGAAAAGAAAAUGAAGAAGACUACGAAAACUGAGAAGUAUUGGGACUGGGAAUUAGCCAAUGAGACAAAGCCAAUUUGGAUGCGGAAUCCAAAGGAAAUCCAGAAGGAUGAGUACUAUGAAUUCUACAAGAAGACUUUCAAUGAAUUCUUGGAUCCGGUUGCAUACACUCACUUCACCACUGAGGGUGAGGUUGAGUUUAGAAGUGUCCUCUAUAUUCCUGGGAUGGGCCCUCUUAACAAUGAGGAUGUGGUUAAUCCAAAAACAAAGAACAUACGUUUGUAUGUGAAGCGUGUAUUCAUCUCAGAUGACUUUGAUGGUGAGCUGUUCCCGCGCUACUUGAGCUUUGUGAAGGGUGUGGUGGAUUCAGAUGACCUUCCUCUUAAUGUUUCUCGAGAAAUACUUCAAGAAAGCCGAAUUGUAAGAAUAAUGAGGAAGAGACUUGUCAGGAAAACAUUUGACAUGAUUCAAGAUAUCUCUGAAAGUGAAAAUAAAGAGGAUUACAAGAAAUUUUGGGAGAACUUCGGCAGGUUAAUAAAAUUAGGAUGCAUUGAGGACUCUGGAAAUCACAAGCGCAUAACUCCAUUGUUGCGGUUCUACACUUCAAAAAGUGAGGAGGAGCUGAAAAGCUUAGAUGAUUAUGUUGAAAACAUGAGUGAAAACCAAAAGGCUAUCUAUUAUUUGGCAACAGACAGCUUGAAAAGUGCCAAGACCGCUCCUUUCUUGGAGAAGUUGUUGCAAAAGGACAUUGAGGUUCUGUACUUAAUUGAACCUAUAGAUGAAGUCGCCAUCCAGAACCUGCAGACUUACAAAGAAAAGAAAUUUGUUGAUAUUAGCAAGGAAGAUUUAGAGCUUGGUGAUGAGGAUGAGGUGAAAGAAAGGGAAACAAAACAAGAAUACAAUCUUCUCUGUGAUUGGAUAAAGCAACAACUUGGUGAUAAGAUAGCAAAAGUCCAAGUCUCAAAGCGUCUAAGCUCAUCUCCCUGUGUGCUGGUUUCUGGCAAGUUUGGUUGGUCUGCUAAUAUGGAAAGAUUGAUGAAGGCGCAGGCUCUUGGAGAUACUUCAAGCUUGGAGUUCAUGAGGGGAAGGAGAAUAUUGGAGAUUAAUCCAGAUCAUCCCAUUGUCAAAGACCUCAAUGCUGCAUGCAAGAAUGAACCUGACAGCACUGAUGCCAAGAGAGCUGUUGAACUCUUGUAUGAUACAGCACUGAUCUCCAGUGGAUUCUCACCUGACAGUCCGGCUGAGUUGGGAAAUAAGAUCUAUGAGAUGAUGGAAAUGGCCCUUGGAGGAAGAUGGGGCAGAUCAGAAGAAGAAGAGGCAGAGGCAGAGGCAGAGGCAGACACACCAGAAGAUGGUGCUGAAGAAUCUGCUGCAGCAGUUGUUGAAGCCCCAGAGACGCAAGUGGUUGAACCAUCUGAAGUAAGGGCAGAGAGUGAUCCUUGGAGUGAUUAGAUUAAAUGUCUUUUGGAAGACAGAAGUUUUGGCAUUAUUUCAUUAUUGUUAAAGGAAAUAAUGCACAUGGAGGGGAAAAGAAAAUAAGAAGAGAAAGGAAAAGAAAAGAUAACUUGGGAGAAAAAGGGGGGGUGGGGAAGAGAGUAUGAUGAUUGAUUGUGGCUGGGAAGAGAAAAAUAGUAAGUUUUGCUGCGAUUGAUCAUUGGUGUUAAUUUGACAAAUGAAUUCCUCUAAUGUGGUUCUGGAAAGAGAUAAAGAAGGUCCACUAUUUUUAUCA